Messenger RNA from Lineus longissimus, 6347 nucleotides. RefSeq names its product F-box/WD repeat-containing protein 1A-like. Gene Ontology annotation, molecular function: protein dimerization activity. Lineage: Eukaryota; Metazoa; Nemertea; Pilidiophora; Heteronemertea; Lineidae. The coding region runs from base 85 to 1647 and encodes 520 amino acids. The record is from RefSeq and is a predicted model, not a curated record. The transcript has 11 exons.
UUUCCCUUCGUAAAGUUUUCGUCACGUCGAUUUCCGUAAUUUGGGGGUGAAUUGGUGGGUCUGCAAGCCCCUAAAUAAGUCAAAAUGGACCCCGAAAUGGAAAUAAACAUCAUAGGUGACGACAAGUCAGAACAGAAAAGGGCCCAAAGUGCAGCCAUGGUCCGCAGUACGAAGAAGCCGCCAGAGCACUCGGCGCAGUACCUACAGGAAAAAAAAGCGUGUAUGAAAUACUUCGAGACGUGGACGGAAACGGACCAGGUCGACUUCGUCGAGCACAUGCUGUCGAUGAUGUGCCAUCAUCAACACGGCCAGAUCAACACGUUCCUGAAGCCAAUGUUACAGCGAGAUUUCAUUUCAGCAUUGCCAGCAAAAGGUUUAGACCACGUCGCCGAGAAGAUCCUGUCGUAUUUAGACGCUGAGUCGCUCCGCGCGGCCGAGCUGGUUUGUAAAGAGUGGUACCGUGUGAUCUCCGAUGGCACGCUAUGGAAGAAACUAAUUGAACAUAUGGUCUCAACCGAUACGCUAUGGAAAGGUUUGGCUGAGAGACGGCAGUGGAUUGGUUAUUUAUUCCGACCAAAGCCUGGUGAGCCACCCAAAGAUCACAAGUUCUAUAGGAGAUUAUACCCCCAAAUCAUAGGUGAUAUUCAGAAAAUUGAAUUAAACUGGCGAACGGGCCGACACACGCUCCAAAGAAUUCACUGCCGCAGCGAAACAAGUAAGGGCGUCUACUGCCUACAAUACGAUGACGAGAAGAUAGUGAGCGGACUGAGGGAUAACACUAUAAAGGUAUGGCCCAUGAAGCUAUGGGAUAGGAAUUCACUGGAAUGUGUACAAGUUUUAACCGGCCACACAGGCUCCGUUCUUUGUCUUCAGUAUGAUCAAAAUAUCAUUGUAUCUGGUUCCAGUGAUUCUACCGUUAGGGUGUGGGACGUAAAAACUGGUGAAAUGAUGAACACAUUGAUUCAUCACUGCGAGGCCGUGCUUCACCUACGAUUUUGUGAUGGUAUCAUGGUUACGUGUUCCAAGGACCGGUCGAUAGCCGUGUGGGACAUGCAGGCCCCGCGGGAGAUCAACCUACGGCGAGUUCUCGUCGGUCACCGCGCCGCAGUCAACGUCGUGGACUUCGACGAAAAAUACAUCGUAUCAGCAUCUGGUGAUAGAACAAUCAAGGUUUGGAGCACGUCUACUUGUGAAUUCGUACGGACUCUAAACGGCCACAAACGUGGCAUAGCGUGUCUACAGUAUCGUGACAAAUUAGUUGUCAGUGGUAGCUCGGACAACACAAUAAGACUUUGGGACAUUGAAUGCGGUGCUUGUUUGCGAGUUCUUGAGGGACAUGAGGAGCUUGUCCGGUGUAUAAGAUUCGAUAAUAAGCGGAUAGUCAGCGGUGCAUAUGAUGGAAAAAUCAAAGUGUGGGACCUGGCUGCAGCUCUAGAUCCAAGAGCACCCUCGGGCUCACUUUGUUUGAGAACAUUAGUGCAAGAACAUUCUGGUCGAGUAUUCCGACUUCAAUUCGACGAAUUCCAGAUAGUUAGCAGUUCACAUGACGAUACGAUCUUGAUAUGGGACUUUUUAAACGUUCAAACGCCCGAAGUGGAUCCUCAUUCGCCGACGCGCACGUAUUCAUACAUCUCACAACAGAGGUAAAACUUGGCGGGUGACGAUAGCGAGGAUAAUGCUUUCAACGAUUUAGUCGUCGAGUCUUCGGCGACGUUAAAGAAUUUAGAAGUUGUUUUCUCUUGGAUGGUGGAGCUGCGGAUCGUGUAGCUUCAAGUUUGUUCUUGAGGCGUUCCAGAUUCAGUCAGUGUGACGCUUUCGGGCCUCGUCUUGCGUAUAUGACUCUGCCGUGGUACCCGUCAAUGAUGAGCUUCGAAGAGAGGUCCAGUUUUGGUUCUUGUAAAAAUGUGUGAUGACAUUGAAAGAGUGUUUAGGCAUGUUAUCGAAAGUCUCCUUUGAGUUAGCCUGGCCAGUGUGAAAUUCACAGUCAAGCUUUGCUUCCAGGCUUUGAAAGAAAACAGCUUUUGUCACAAGAAUGCAGCUUAGAAACUUUGACAUAAAAGGUUAAGAAAGUUCCAAUUUUGUCGGGAAUUUUCCCAUGAGAAUAAUACCGAGAGGACAACUUGUUUUGAAUUGAUGUGAUGUGAAUUGGCUUUAUUGAUCCUGACAUUGAGAAGACUGGGAUUGGAUCUUGUAUUAAAGCUGUCUAGUUUGAUCAAGACCAUUGGUAUACUGUAAACUGCCAAAUUUUCGUGGGUGUUUUAUUUUUGUGGAUUUCACUAAAGGCGCAAUUUGCGAAAAUAAAAUCGAGGUUUUGGAUAGGUAGGAUGUAAAAGAAGUUAGUAAUCCGCUAUAAAAAUUCAGAAAAUAUUUUUUUCCCAGAAUUUUGGCGAGUCGCAAAAAAAGAGGUGGACAUUUUUGGUGUUUACAGUAUUUUGUGGUGCGUGCUUAUGGUAAAAAAAGACUCAGCAGUCUUGUACAAUUCUGGGUUCAAGGUUUGAUGUAUGACAAAAAAAUUCUAACUGCAUCAUAUUUCUGCUGUUGUCUUCACUGGGAUACACAGCUUUUGAUAAAUUGAAAGCACAAUUGUGUCACGUUUGACUGCCAUCAGUUAUUGUAUAUGCUGUUUACAAGUUGCUAUUGCUGGCUCAUAUGAAUUAAGAAUGAAAGAAGUGCAAAAAAUCAGGUUGGUUGGGAAUUGAACAACAGGCCCGGUUGUUCAAAAUAAUUUUUGUCCCCAACGUCAAGUUCAGUUAACACCAGCAUUAGUGACAAAAUUUGCUUCGAACAACCAGGCCGAUGGCAACUUGAUUUUCUCAUUUCUGUCCUUCGUUCUUACCAUGAAGUAUCAUGUGCUAUUGGCGUUCUUGCAUUGAUAGAAAAUUAUACCGGUUUUAGAAUUCCCCAAUGGUGUCGGAAUUUUUCCAGAUGCGCCUCAGCCCAGCUUUCAAGAUGUUUGAGCAGCUGAGUGCCCAGUCUAUAAUGAGGUAUUGGAAAUUCUGGAUUGGACAAUUUGCAAAAUGUACCUGCGAGUCGAUUACACUAAGUGCAGUUGACAUAAUAUGAAGAUUGAACAUCUGAUGUGCGACAUUUCUGCUGUCUGUUUAUGCUUUAUAGUCAUAUCACUUGUACAUUAUAAUUUGCAGAUAUCAUACAUUUCAUUCCGGGCCAUCCUGUAGAAAUUGUUUGUUUGAUGGACCAUGUCCAAAGACUUUAGGGUAGAUUGGCAGGGAGAAAAUUAUUUUCAUUAACAACUAAACAAAACUUUCCCUGAAACCCCAAAGAUCCCUGAAAGUAAAGAAAGAAUUAGAAGAAAUUAAAUAUUUCUGGUGUUUUCUUCUUUCCCCGACUCAAAAAGUUUAGAGUAGGACGUGUGUUCUAUGACUAUGGGUGGGUAGGGUUGCAUCAAACAAACUAUUUCUUAAGUGUGGCCUUAUUGUGCUUCUGACAGUCUGAACGAAUUUGAUGAACGGGUCAAAUUUUUCUUUCUGGAAAAUACCAGUUUUGUGCCUAUGCCAAAAAUCAUCUCGCACGGAAUAAAAACUUUUUCCCAGCUCAAAGUCUAUGAUGCUGUCGACAAAUUUAGGGAGUGCUAUUAUGCAAUUAGAAAAUAAUCGGAUAUUUAGAAUUUCAGAAAGAAAACAUCUGUACAAAAAGUGAUGUAUUAUAAUCAUCGCAGUGCUGGUUGGUUAAACCCUUCACGGUCAACUCCAUUUGUUAAAAAAUUUAAAAAUCAAACUCAAAUUUGAAAGUUUCUGAUUGUGUAAAUUCGCACUGAAUAUGAAUUUCAACAAUGUUGUUGUUUAAAAAUCAUUUUCACUGCAUAUUUACACAAUUGGAAAUUUUCAAAUUUGAAUUCAAUUUUCAAACUGUUGAAUAACAGAGUAGGCAUUUAAAAGGGUGUCAGAUCAUACAUUCUUACCUCUUGGUGGCCUAAAGGGAUAAAUGACAAAUGUGCUAUUAACAAGUUAUUGUGUGUUUGUGCGACAUUUCAUCAUAUCACGUCGGCCAGAAAUGAUAUUGGAACACCCUGUACAAUCACAUUCUGCAUUUCAUUCGACAUCUUCAUUUUGCUAACUAUACUUUCUACUUUGUUUUUUGCAGCGGUGAUUUUUAGUUGUGCCUUGAUUUUGUUGUGUUGCGAACUGUUCUCUAGUUGUCUGCAUCUCAGGGAAGAUGCUGAUACACAUUUAGAUACUGUAGAACCUCUCUACUAAGGACACCUGCGGGACUGACAAGUAUUGUCCUUAUUUAAGAGGUGUCCUGAUUAGAGAGGUCAAAUCGAAUGGAAACAACCAAUUUGGGACCACAACUAGUGUCCUUAAUAGAGAGGUUGUCCUUAUUAGAGAGGUGUGCGCUGUGGGAGGCUUCACUGUAUACAUGUACAUGUAGGCUGUCCCGAUGAGACAUUUCCGAUUUUUGUUCGCUUUCCCUUUCUAGAAAGGGUUAAAAUUUGACAGCAGAAUUGAAAAGAUCUUUGUCACAGCUCUCCGUAAACUCUCUAGAAAUCGGGCAAAAAAUAAUAAAAGUAAUAAAUGAAGUUGCGCUGUUGUUGGGAAGGGAGGAGGGGAGGGGGGGUUAAAAUGUGCUUGAGAAGUUAAUGGAACAUUAGGUAUCAGUAGGCCUACGUUUGAUAGUUCGCUAUGACUCUAAAGAAUAAGUUUAGUUUUUGGAACGUACAUUGGUCGGCUUUUUUCAUGUUAGGCAGUAUAGUGAGUGAUCAGAUGCUUGGAAUCUAUCCAAAAAAAUGUUGUCAGUAAUGUUUCUGAAACUUUGUAGAUUAUAUAAAUAAUUUGAGGCCAAUCAAAAAUGGUAUCUGUAAUUAAAUAUUCAUGGAGUGAAAGAAUGCUGUAAACGAAUUUUGUGGGGGCGUUAAAGUUUUGCGAAUUUCACGCACAAAUUCGUUCAAAAAUAUUUUUGAUCGGAAAAACGGAUACAAAUUUUUGCUUUUGGGUUUUUUCCAAUGGUAUUUUCCGAAGGAAUUGUGAUUUGAGGCAGUAGGGAUCCAAUAUAAACCUGGCCUAAGGGGUUGUGUCUAUCUGGGUGAUGUUAAAGGAAAGCAGGAUAUGAUAAUGAGCCUCCGGCAGUGUUUGCAGUUUGUGUAAUGUUUGUGUACAUUUUCAGAUGAAACCAGGUUGACCCUCUAUGUGCUCAUUCUGUUUCAUAAUGCAGGCCAAGAAGUAAUUCGAUCUACUCCUUAAACUAAUUUGAUUCGUUGACUCCGGAAGAAUUCUGCAUUUAUGUGGUUUUGUUGAUUGCAGAUUUUAUUUGCGUAUGGUAAUGACUGAUGUGAACAUUUCACUUGCUUUGAAGACUCAAGCCCCCUACACAAUGAGGCUGAGUAUAGUCAGCAAGACAUUCACUGCUUUAGCACCACUGGUAGAGGUUCUCAUAGUGUAGUUUAUUCAGUAAUAUAGAGCAGUGGAGUUUAAAGUGGCACAAUUAUAGCCUCUUUGUACUAACGUGUACUGCCAGCUGUUUUCUUCACUGUUGGGUAUACAAUUGUACUCUGGACAGGGCUGUGGUAGAUAGAUAUCUGGUGACGUCAUGGCGAAUUUGAGUUUGGAGGUUUUAUAAGGUAAUUGGCAAACUGGUUUAAAUUAAAUUGGUAUCCUUUUCUCUCAUAAUGUAAUCAUCUUUAGACCUUGGAGGACAUCCAGUUCUGGUGUGGGGCAUGCAUUAUGGGAUACUUGUUUUGGAGAAAGAAAAUCCAACUUCAGUCAAUUGAGGCGGUAAUUCAGAGGAGUAUUUUUGCCUCACCCUGUAGAACAUAGCCCCCUUUUCCGCAAAAUAACAACAAGGCUCUGAAUUAAUAGGUCUUCACUGUCAAACUCAAAGAUGCCAAACAGUGGCUUCUCAGCCAUUGUUAGGCAGGUCAACCAUUUUCUGGAGUCUUGGCAAUUUAAAGGGGUACGCCGUUCGUAAAUACGGGAAGUCCAGGAAAAUAGAAAUGCAGUAGUACACAAUGCCAUAGUGCAGUUAUUAUGGAUACGAAUUUUCUGAAAUGUGGCAUUUAUAGUAAUUUGUAUAUCUGUCUACACUGAGGCAGUGCUGAAUUUUAUCUAUUGUAUGUAUUCAUGCAAUUGGAAAUUUUCGAAUUCAAUAACAUAUUUCAAAUAUUUUAACGAACGGUGUAGGCCUUUAAAUAUUGUAAAUUAUGGUUUAUCAGUUAUUUUACACUGCUGUGGAGGAGAUGUUUUGGUUGAAGUUUGUGAGAUCACUGUGCUCUAUUCUGGUUUAUUUAUUAAAGACAGUAGGUUCUUUUGUAUUUGUAAAUGUCACUGUAAAUGUUUGGUAUGUCAUUUUCAAUUGCAUAUCCAUGUGAAUGAAAUAUACAGAACAGUUCUAUA